UAUAAAAAGAUUUGGGCUAAAAACACAAGAAUGUGAUUUUGUAUGUAUUUUUAUUUGACAACAACGUAGAAUAUAUAACAACGUAGAAUAUAUGUAAAAAUAUUUUGGCUAAAAAUGGAGGGUAUUAUAAAGAAACAAAUCUUUGACUUUCCACAAUGAGAUAUACAUACAUUCAUAAUCCUUUUUUUUAUAUCCAACGGCAACAUUAUUUUUAUUUUUCAAACGGAAAAUAAAAUUUCUUUUGAAAAUUAUAUUUCUUUAAAUUCUACCAAAUCAAAACUAUAUUAACUUUUCGUCAAAACGUGAGUUAACAAUUAGAGGUUAAAAGUCUUAGAGAAAAUUGCCAAAACAGAACAAAAAACAGCAUGGUUGUCUCUUUGGUAUAAAUUUUUUUUUGUCUAUUAUUUCUCAUUUUUACCCUUUUCAUUUCUAAAACUUAAUGAAAUAAAUAAAAAAAUUAUAAAAAAUACAAACAAUUGAUAAAACACUUAUAUACACAAACUUUUAUUUUUUUUUUGAAAAACUUGAUAAAUUUAAAUUUUAAAUUACGUUCUACUAAAAGUAGUUUUUGUCUUCUACGGAAAAUGAGUUAGUAGAAAUUGAAUUACAGACUAAACAAGUUCAUCUAAUUUUUUUAGAACGAGCAAUCUACUUUUAAUUAAACUUCUAAAUAUGGGGAACUAGGGUCGGCCUGCCAUACGGGCGGAAUAUAAUUUACUUGUAAUCAAGAUUAUUAUUUUUAUAUGAUUUGUAGUUUGUGUUUUAGUUUUACAUUUGCAAGAGAUGUAUAUGAGAUAUACUAUUUUCUUAAAUUUAAAAUUAACAAAAAAAAAACUAAUUUUUACUAUUAGCAUUCUCUCUCUCUCCCUCUUUCUAUCUCUCCCCCUCUCUCUCUCCCUCUCCCUCUUUCACUACGCUACGGGCGUGUUAAUAACCAAAAAUACAUAAAUAUAUCACUUAAAGAGUAUUUCAAAAUGUUUAGCUUCCUUAAAAUUUAAGGUGAUAUUAAUUUUUAGUGUUUUUAGCGUGUAUGUUUUGUUAUUAUUGUUAUAGAUCAUCUUAAUACAUAAAUGUUCAAAGGUUGCAACUUUAAAUACUCUGUUUCAAAAAACAGAGAGACGAUGCUGGAAUACAGAGGAGAAGUGAGGAAGCUAGCGAGCAAGAUGAUGGAAGUGAUGGACGAGAAUCUGGGUUUGCCUAAAGGAUACAUAAAGAAGGCUUUUAACGAAGGGAUGGAAGAAGACGGAGAAGAAGAGACGGCUUUCUUUGGAACCAAAGUCAGCCAUUACCCGCCUUGUCCUCGUCCUGAGCUCGUGAACGGUCUUAGAGCUCAUACCGAUGCGGGAGGUGUGGUGUUGCUGUUCUAAGACGACGAGUACGAUGGUCUUCAGGUGUUGAAAGAUGGAGAGUGGAUCGAUGUUCAGCCGCCGAUGACUAACGCGAUUGUUAUCAACACUGGUGAUCAGAUUGAGGUUCUUAGCAACGGAAGGUAUAAGAGUGCAUGGCAUAGGGUGUUGGCGAGGGAGGAAGGGAACAGGAAGUCCAUUGCUUCUUUCUAUAAUCCGUCGUACAAGGCGGCCAUUGGGCCAGCGGCAGAGACGGAGGGAGGAAGUGAGAAGAAGUAUCCAAAGUUUGUGUUUGGAGAUUAUAUGGAUGUCUAUGCAACCCAGAAGUUCAUGCCUAAGGAGCCUCGUUUUCUUGCUGUAAAGUCUCUCUAAAUGUUGUUUUCGACAGUUAUUUCACUGUUUUAUUUGGUCAAAUGUCAAAUUUAAUAAUUAAUAAUUUGGCAUCUUUUCUUCUGCCUUUGUAUUUUGUUUUUUCAUGUGAUGUAUGAAUCCCUGCCGUGACUUGUGUUUGAAUACAAGUGUGCGCACUCUCUUUUCUUCUGC
This is a messenger RNA of Brassica napus (rape), 1889 nucleotides long. RefSeq names its product 1-aminocyclopropane-1-carboxylate oxidase 5-like. Gene Ontology annotation, molecular function: dioxygenase activity. Lineage: Eukaryota; Viridiplantae; Streptophyta; Magnoliopsida; Brassicales; Brassicaceae. The record is from RefSeq and is a predicted model, not a curated record. The coding region runs from base 1431 to 1718 and encodes 95 amino acids. The transcript is spliced from 2 exons.